Molecule: messenger RNA, 2381 nt
Organism: Nelumbo nucifera (sacred lotus)
Lineage: Eukaryota; Viridiplantae; Streptophyta; Magnoliopsida; Proteales; Nelumbonaceae
Product: exocyst complex component EXO70E2-like
Biological process (GO): exocytosis
Cellular component (GO): exocyst
Molecular function (GO): phosphatidylinositol-4,5-bisphosphate binding
Source: RefSeq, a predicted model, not a curated record
AGUAAGUCAAAAUUCAUGAUGGAGAUGAGAAAGAAGCGGACGCAGAAAUAUCCAAAAGUAGUUGGAGGGGAUCGGCCAUGGAAGUUGCUUAGAAAAGCUUCGCAUAAUUUCCCGGAAGGAAGUAGAAGCAGCCUCAGUCAGUUUAUGAUAUGGCAGAAUGCAAAUCUUUGAUCCCAGCCAUAGAAGGAGAAGAGCAUGUGAUAGCUGCAGCGCAACACAUAGUAAGGGCAUUAGGAACAAGCAAGAACUUGACAGAUGGCAUGAGAAAAAUCCUGACAGAUCUUGACACCCAGUUGUCCAGCAUGACUGUGCUUACUUCAAGCAAGAAGGGGGAAAUAAGAGAGAUUGAAGAACGCCUCAAUUCUUUUCAGGAGAAGAUCACAAGAUGGGAAUCUGAUCAAUCUAUGAUAUGGGAAACGAGCCCAGAGGAAGCGUCUGAGUAUCUAAAGGCCGUUGAUGAAGUAAGAAGUUUAGCAGAAAGCUUAGGAAGCAUGCCUUCAAAUGAGGAUGCAGAAGUUAACAAGAUCUUAUGUCAGGCCCACAGUGUCCUUCAGAUGGCAAUGGUGAGGCUCGAGGAUGAAUUUGUCCAUAUUCUUGUUUACAACAGGCAACCCUUUGAACCUGAACAUAUGUCCUUCCGCUCUUGUGAGGAAGAUAUUGUGGAUGAGGAAUCAACCAUCUCAGUUGAGGACGACCCAGGUGAGGAUUCCCUUCGAAGAGAUAGUUGUAGCAAAGGUGCAGAAGAAUUCAUCAUAGAUUUGGUCCAUCCAGAUGUAAUUCCUGACCUCAAGUGCAUUGCAAAUGCAAUGUUCAUGUCAAAUUUUGAUCAAGAAUGUUGCCAGGCUUAUAUUAGCAUUCGCAAAGAGGCCUUGGAUGAGUGCUUAUUCAUUCUUGAAGUGGAGAAACUGAGCAUCGAGGACGUGUUGAAGAUGGAAUGGAGUGGUUUGAAUUGUGAUAUCAAGAAGUGGAUCCGUGCUUUGAAGAUAUUCUUCCGAGUGUAUCUUGCCAGUGAGAGACGGCUCUGUGACCAGAUCUUUGGUGAGUUUGGAUCAGUUAGUCCAACUUGUUUUGUGGAGGCAUCAAAGGCUUCAAUUAUGCAGCUCUUGAAUUUUGGUGAAGCUAUAGCAAUUGGAUCUCGCCAGCCAGAAAAGUUGUUUCGGCUACUUGACAUGUAUGAAGUGUUGGCAGAACUUCUCCCAGAUGUAGAUGCUUUGUUCUCGGAUUGCACUGGUUCUUGUGUUGAAUUUGAAUGCCGUGAGGUCCUAAAGAGAUUGGGUGAUUCUAUUAGGGGAACUUUUAUGGAAUUUGAAAAUGCUGUUGGAUCAAACACAUCCACGAAUCCAUUUGCUGGAGGAGGGAUCCAUCCUAUGACCAGGUAUGUCAUGAAUUAUAUCAAGACCUUGACUGAUUACAGUGAUACUCUUAAUUUGGUCCUUGAUGACAAUGAUGGGUUGGAUCUAGCAUCAUCGUUGCACAGUGCAAUUCCAGUUAUAGAAGAGGAGAAAGAGGCUGAAAGCUCUUCUUACAGUGCCUCUCCAAUGGCUCACCAUCUUCAAUCUGUCACUUCAAUUCUGGAAACCAAUCUUGAUGGUAAAUCCAAGUUGUAUAAGGAUGUAUCUUUGCAACACUUCUUCUUAAUGAACAACAUCUGUUACAUGGUUCAAAAGGUUAAGGACUCUGAACUUGGGACCUUUUUUGGGGACAACUGGGUCAGACAGCACAAUUGGAAAUUCCGGCAGCAUGCAAUGAACUAUGAGAGAGCUGCAUGGAGUUCUGUACUCUCUUUACUCAAAGAUGAGGGGAUCUGUAAUCCAGGUUCAAGCUCUGUCUCGAAAACACUUCUCAAAGAGAGGUUUAGGAACUUCAAUCUCGCAUUCGAGGAGGUUUACAAGAACCAGACGGGGUGGGUGAUCCCAGAUCCCCAGCUUCGAGAUGAUUUACGGAUCUCGUUAUCACUGAAAGUGAUCCAGGCAUACAGAACAUUCAUGGGAAGACAUGCCAGUCAUCUGGAUGGUGGGCGACAAAGUGACAAGUAUAUCAAGUACAGUGCAGAUGAUCUGCAGAAUUACCUCUUGGAUCUCUUUGAGGGUUCACCAAGAUCAUUGCACAACCCACGCAGGAAGUAAAACCUGUUAAUGUUGAUUUUUUGCAUUUCCUUUUCUUGUACCUGUAUGAUUAGAUUUUUCUUAGUGUUCAUGUCCAAUAAAUAACCUGGACAUGAGUUUGUUGUUUUUUUAUAUAUAUUUUUCAUCAUCAUACAAGUUCAUAGACUCUCGUGAAAAAUAUGGUCGUUGUAAAAUUCCUUUGUACUUUUCUUUUUGCAAUGUAUAAAUUGGGGAUAUAGGCAUUAUUUAUUUAAGCCUGCUUUUUUGUCCAUUGGA